AAGUUUUGGUUUUGUCGUAAUCAGGUGGGAGAAACGAAAACCCUCGGGAAUCAUCAUCACCUCUGGUUCUUUCUCGUCCGUCGUCACUUUUUUUUACCUCAGAUUCCGGUGUCCUUCUUCCUUUCACUACUCCCGUUUAACCUCUCUACCUUGAAGUUGUCUCCGUGAGCGCUCUCUCUCUCUCUCUGCUUUGACUGUGCAACCAUGUCGACCAUUAUGCAGAAGAUCAAAGAAAUUGAAGAUGAGAUGGCCAAAACACAGAAGAAUAAAGCUACUUCUCAUCAUCUGGGUUUGUUAAAGGCCAAACUUGCUAAGCUACGGAGGGACCUUCUUGCACCACCUACCAAAGGUGCUGGUGGUGGUGCUGGUGAAGGUUUUGAUGUGACUAAAAGUGGAGAUUCUCGAGUUGGACUUGUUGGGUUUCCUUCUGUUGGAAAAUCAACGCUCUUGAACAAGCUGACUGGAACUUUUUCCGAGGUUGCUUCUUAUGAGUUCACGACUUUGACAUGCAUUCCUGGUGUUAUUACAUAUCGUGGAGCUAAAAUCCAGUUAUUAGAUCUUCCCGGUAUUAUUGAGGGUGCUAAAGACGGAAAAGGUAGAGGACGACAGGUUAUAAGUACUGCUAGGACAUGCAACUGCAUCUUAAUCGUUCUCGAUGCCAUAAAGCCAAUUACUCACAAGCGUCUCAUUGAAAAAGAGCUCGAAGGAUUUGGAAUAAGGUUGAACAAGGAACCACCAAAUUUGACGUUUAGGAAAAAAGACAAAGGUGGUAUCAAUCUAACUUCUACAGUCACUUGCACACACCUUGACCUCGACACUGUCAAGGCGAUUUGCGGUGAGUACAGGAUGCACAACGCUGACAUCACCCUGCGCUACGAUGCAACUGCUGAUGACCUCAUUGACGUCAUCGAGGGAAGUCGGAUAUAUAUGCCCUGUAUCUACGCUGUCAACAAGAUCGAUCAAAUCACACUAGAGGAGCUUGAAAUUUUGGACAAACUUCCUCAUUACUGUCCUAUCAGUGCGCAUCUGGAGUGGAAUCUUGACGGUCUUCUGGAUAAGAUAUGGGAAUACUUGGAUUUAACUCGAAUCUACACAAAACCGAAGGCAAUGAAUCCAGAUUAUGAUGAUCCGGUUAUCUUAUCUUCCAAGAAGAGAACAGUAGAGGACUUUUGCGUCCGGAUUCACAAAGACAUGCUUAAACAAUUCAAGUACGCUUUGGUUUGGGGUUCAAGUGCGAAACACAAGCCACAGAGAGUUGGAAAGGAACAUGAGCUCGAGGAUGAGGAUGUUGUUCAGAUCGUGAAAAAGAUAUGAUUUUUUUUCCAGAGAAGUCAAGAGAGCAACCAAAGUAGCCAUAAUGAGAUCUUCUAUUGGUUGGUUUACUCCUCAGCUUAUCCUUUUUAAUGUAUCAGACAGAGACGGAAUCCUGUCUCUGUGUCUGCACCCUUUUUUGUCUUUUUUGGAGACUUUUUUUGGUUAUAUCCGUUUCCAAGUAAUAGCAUGUGAUAGAUGUUGUCGGAACCCCCUCAUAUUAUUGUGUUUGCCUAGUAGUACUAUUAGGUAGAUUUUCUCUUUGUUUUUUUUUUUAAAAAAAAUUCUUCAUUGAAGUGACCAGGUCUUAUUAUUA
Molecule: messenger RNA, 1627 nt
Organism: Camelina sativa (false flax)
Lineage: Eukaryota; Viridiplantae; Streptophyta; Magnoliopsida; Brassicales; Brassicaceae
Product: developmentally-regulated G protein 3
Molecular function (GO): GTPase activity; GTP binding
Source: RefSeq, a predicted model, not a curated record